GUUUCAGUCUCGGUCGAUCUCUGAGCUCAAGGGAAAAAGCUUUCAACUCUCGGUACACACAAAGAGAAGAUGUCUGAGUUCAAGGCAGCUCUUUCUGAUCCUUUCCUGGCAGAUUUGGAGGAAUUGUCAGACAAUGAAGCCGAUCUUGCUAAUGAAGAUGACAUGGGUGUUGGAAACAUGGAAGAAGACGAUGAUGGGGAGAUGGCAGAUAUUGAAGCUCUUAAUUACGAUGAUCUGGACAGUGUCUCAAAAUUACAGAAAACACAACGUUACAUUGACAUUAUGCAGAAAGUUGAAGAUGCGCUAGAGAAGGGGUCUGAUAUGUCAAAUCAUGGGAUAGUUUUGGAAGAUGAUCCUGAAUACCAGUUGAUAGUGGAUUGCAAUGCAUUGUCAGUUGAUAUUGAGAAUGAAAUUGUUAUUAUCCACAACUUUAUCCGUGAUAACUACCGUUUGAAAUUUCCGGAGCUUGAGUCACUUGUGCAUCACCCAAUUGAUUAUGCUCGAGUUGUUAAGAAGAUUGGGAACGAAAUGGAUUUAACCCUUGUUGACCUUGAGGGGCUUUUACCUUCAGCUAUCAUUAUGGUUGUUUCAGUUACAGCAUCAACUACUAGUGGCAAGCCACUUCCAGAGGAAAACCUUAAAAAGACAGUUGAUGCAUGUGACAGAGCUCUUGCUCUAGAUUUAGCUAAGAAAAAAGUCCUUGAUUUUGUAGAGAGCAGAAUGGGUUAUAUUGCGCCCAAUCUUUCUGCUAUAGUUGGCAGUGCUGUUGCUGCUAAACUUAUGGGGACUGCUGGUGGUCUCACAGCAUUAGCUAAGAUGCCAGCCUGUAAUGUUCAGCUUCUUGGUGCCAAGAAAAAGAACCUUGCAGGGUUUUCUACUGCAACAUCCCAAUUUCGCGUAGGUUAUAUCGAGCAAACAGAGAUAUUUCAGAGCACACCCCCUUCCUUGAGAAUGCGAGCCUGCCGGCUUUUGGCUGCAAAAUCAACACUUUCUGCACGAGUAGAUUCUACAAGGGGAGAUCCUACAGGGAAAACUGGAAGAACCUUGCGAGAAGAGAUCCUUAAGAAGAUUGAGAAAUGGCAAGAGCCACCUCCUGCAAAACAACCUAAACCUCUUCCAGUUCCUGAUUCUGAGCCUAAAAAGAAGAGAGGUGGUCGUCGGCUAAGGAAGAUGAAGGAGAGGUAUGCUAUAACGGACAUGAGGAAGCUGGCCAAUAGGAUGCAAUUUGGUGUUCCUGAAGAGAGUUCUUUAGGGGAUGGACUGGGGGAAGGAUAUGGAAUGCUCGGUCAGGCUGGGAAUGGGAAGUUGCGUGUAUCAGUUGGUCAGAGUAAACUUGCUGCCAAAGUUGCUAAAAAGUUCAAGGAAAAGCAAUAUGGAAGCAGUGGUGCUACCUCAGGACUGACUUCAAGUUUGGCCUUCACACCUGUGCAGGGAAUUGAGCUGUCAAAUCCCCAGGCUCAUGCAAAUCAGCUUGGAAGUGGAACCCAAAGUACCUACUUUUCUGAAAUAGGAACCUUUUCAAAGAUCAAGAGGACCUGAGCGAGCAAGACUGAAGCAUUUCUUUAUGGUACAAGGUUGCCUGCCCGAGUAUCAGUCUCAUCUCUGCCUUGUGUCAAUCCAACAUUCUGAACUUUUCAUGGCCUGGUAGAUGGUGCUCAGCUCUGCUCCCUGAAGCUAAUACACCAGUCUCCUUUCCUUUUCUUGGGGGUUCAAAGGUGCAGGUAGAUUUCUCAAUGUUGUUGAGAAGCUUAGAACCCAUUUUACAAUAUGUUUUUGAUUAUGGCUUGAGUAACCAAAUCCUGGUUUUACUGCCCGUGCCCAGUAGUUUAUAUUGAGAUACAAGCUAGGGCAGAACCAAAAUUUCUCACUUCUUGUAUAUUAAUUAUUAUUACCUCUGUUAGGUAAGUACAUUAAUGCAUACAAAAUUCUAGAUA
This is a messenger RNA of Vitis riparia (riverbank grape), 1934 nucleotides long. RefSeq names its product U4/U6 small nuclear ribonucleoprotein Prp31 homolog. Gene Ontology annotation, cellular component: U4/U6 x U5 tri-snRNP complex; U4 snRNP; precatalytic spliceosome. NCBI's taxonomy places the organism in Eukaryota, Viridiplantae, Streptophyta, Magnoliopsida, Vitales, Vitaceae. The transcript has 8 exons. Gene Ontology annotation, biological process: spliceosomal tri-snRNP complex assembly; mRNA splicing, via spliceosome. Bases 70 to 1539 code for a protein of 489 amino acids. The record is from RefSeq and is a predicted model, not a curated record.